Austrofundulus limnaeus is the source of this 373-nucleotide messenger RNA. RefSeq names its product LYR motif containing 5a (gene lyrm5a). The record is from RefSeq and is a predicted model, not a curated record. NCBI's taxonomy places the organism in Eukaryota, Metazoa, Chordata, Actinopteri, Cyprinodontiformes, Rivulidae. Gene Ontology annotation, cellular component: mitochondrion. Gene Ontology annotation, biological process: respiratory electron transport chain.
CGUGUUGAUUUUGUUCAUUUGCGACAUGAAGACGGAACGGAAUACGGCAGUGUGUACAAGUGAGCCGAGGACAAAUGUAAAGGAGAAAUAUUCACACGGGGGAACUUUUGUUUCUGACAUGGCUAACCCAUUAAAGGGUGAGGUCAUCAGGUUGUACAAAAAUCUGCUGUAUCUCGGCCGYGAGUACCCAAAGGGAGCAGCUUAUUUCAGAGAACGACUAAAGUCAGCUUUCAUGAAGAACAAGGAUGUGAGCGACCCUGAGAAAAUCAGGCAGCUGGUGGCCAAAGGAGAUCAUGUCAUCAAGGAACUGGAGGCUCUUUAUUUCCUGAGGAAAUACCGAGCCAUGAAGAAGCGCUACUAUGAACCCGAACAA